AUGGAUGAUGAUGAUGACUCGUGUCUCCUUGAUCUUAUUGGAGACCCACAGGCAUUGAACUAUUUUCUACAUGGACCUAGUAGCAAAUCUAGCUCUGACGACUUGACUAAUGCAGGAUAUUCUGCAGCCAACUCAAAUUCAAUUUUCGCCAACUCUAGCAACGCUGAUCCUAAGUCAUCCCUCAAAGGUGUGAGCAACCAGCUUGGAGAAGGAUCUAGUGAUGGACUCCCACUUUCAAGUAGCCUUCAGUUUCUUGAAGAUGAACUUGAAUCUUCUCCUCUUCCUGACCUCAGUGAGGACCAACCUUUUGACAUUCUCCAGAAGUCCUUGCAGGAGGCCAAUAUCACCGAACAGACUUUGGCAGAAGAGGCUUAUCUGGACGCCAGUAUAAGUUCUAGCCAACAGUUUGCACAAGCUCCACUUCAUCCUUCUUCCUCAGCAUCCUUUACUCAGGCUUCUAAUGUUUCUAAUUACUCAGGUCAGACGCUGCAGCCUAUAGGAGUGACUCACGUGCCUGUUGGAGCAUCAUUUGCAAGCAAUACAGUGGGUGUGCAGCAUGGCUUCAUGCAACAUGUGGGGAUCAGUGUGCCCAGCCAGCAUUUGUCCAAUAGCAGUCAGAUCAGUGGUUCUGGUCAAAUACAGCUCAUUGGUUCAUUUAGCAAUCAGCCUUCCAUGAUGACCAUUAAUAACCUAGAUGGAUCUCAGAUCAUACUGAAAGGCAGUGGGCAGCAAGCAUCCACAAAUAUGAGUAGUGGACUCCUGGUUCACAGACAAACUCCUAAUGGCAACUCAUUGUUUGGAAACUCCAGUUCAAGUCCAGUAGCACAGCCUGUAACCGUUCCAUUUAAUAGCACAAAUUUUCAGACAUCUUUACCCGUGCAUAACAUCAUUAUACAGAGGGGCCUUGCACCAAAUUCAAAUAAAGUCCCAAUUAAUAUCCAGCCAAAGCCUAUUCAAAUGGGUCAGCAAAACACAUACAAUGUGAACAAUUUGGGGAUUCAGCAGCACCAUGUGCAACAAGGGAUUCCUUUUGCACCUGCAAAUUCGCCCCAGGGCUCUGUAGUGGGUCCCCAUAUGUCUGUAAACAUUGUGAAUCAACAGAACACAAGAAAAUCAGUUGCCUCACAAGCAGUGAACAGCACGGGGGGUAGUAUUGUCAUCCACUCACCCAUGGCACAGCCUCAUGCACCCCAAAGUCAGUUCCUCAUUCCCACAAGCCUCUCUGUCAAUUCAAACUCAGUACACCAUGUCCAGACCAUCAAUGGGCAACUUCUUCAGACUCAACCUUCCCAGCUGGUGUCUGGUCAAGUGGCUUCCGAGCAUGUCAUGUUGAACAGGGGUUCUUCUAAUAUGCUCAGGACCAACCCGUCCUAUUCGGGGCAAAUGCUGAACAGCCAGAAUCCUGCCGUCCAGCUCGUGUCUGGGCAGACAUUUACAACAUCUGGGAACCAAGUGAUAGUCAAUCACACACCUUCUCAGAUUGUUGGUGGACAGAUGCCCUUGCAGCAGGCGUCACCAACUGUGGUGCAUUUAUCUCCUGGCCAGAGCAGUGUGUCUCAAGGAAGGCCAGGCUUCCCAGGACAGUCUGCUGUCACUAGUGUGUCUGCUCCUGGUCGGUUCACGGUUGUCAGCUCCUCCAGCACAGCCCUUCCUAACCUGGGGCCCUCGGUCCAGUCAGCCACAUCUGCAACAAACUUUAAUGGAGACCAGCUCCCCCAGCCCAACCGAACUCCUGGCUCAGCCAGUAUGUCUCAUCGUCUUCCAGUUUCCUCAUCCAAAUGUACUGGCACCUUCAGUAGCACCCCGGGAGCAGGGACCCAGCCCCAGGUCUCCUUUUGCCAGGCUCAGAAAAAAAGCUUGAACCAGACUUCCCCCGUUUCAACUUCCAAGACCCCAGAUGGCUUGAGGCAAACGCAAAUAACUGGUCUCUUGAGUAACCCAUUGCCAGGACAGGAUUCUGGGAGCAAAGUUAUACAACCACCUUUAGGAACACCACAGCCACAACAGGACAAAGGAAUGGGGUCAUCGCCAGGACAACAAAAUAUUCAGGUGGAUAGUCAUACAAUGGGACAAAAGAGGCCUGCUGCAAAACAACUAACUAAAGGAGCUUUUAUUCUCCAGCAGUUACAAAAGGAUCAAGCCCAUGCUGUGACGCCAGAUAAAAGCCAGUUCAGGUCACUAAAUGAUGCGGUCCAGAGACUCCUUUCUUAUCAUGUGUGUCAGGGAUCCCUGCCAACUGAAGAGGAUUUGAAGAAAGUGGACAGUGAAUUUGAAUCCGUUGCCACUCAGCUACUCAAAAGGACCCAGGCUAUGCUUAACAAAUACAGAUGUCUGCUUAUAGAAGAUGCCAUGCGGAUAAAUCCUUCUGCCGAGAUGGUGAUGAUUGACAGGAUGUUUAAUCAAGAAGAAAGAGCUUCUCUGUCCCGAGAUAAGCGCCUGGCCCUUGUAGAUCCCGAUGGUUAUCAGGCCGAUUUCUGUUGUUCCUCCAAACAACUAGAUAAAGCCACAGAAGAGAUCCAUUUUGGCAGGAGUGACCAGCAUGGUGGCAAAGCAUCAAGCUCUCUGAACCUGGCAGCGGCCGCCAAGGUCCAAAGCAGAGACCGAGCCAAACUAGGUGUGGCAGAACCAGCAAAUCCUGACCAGCCUCAUAUAGUGCCUAACCACAUUAUGGUCUCCCCAGGAGGAAAUAGUUCUAAAAAAACAGAAUGCCUUGGCAAAAGCCUGAAGUUUGACAAGGCAGGUACAGUCCAGUUUGGGGGCACAGCUGAAGAGAAGGUAGUCAGGAAAGACUCCGCCAGGGGGAGUGAAUGCUCUCCAGGCUCCGAGGGGCCCCUGAAAACCUCAACCAGACUAGAUCAUGGUAUGGACAGCCAACGAUCAAGUAACACUGUUGAACCUCACUCAGAGGGGACAUGUAACAAUUCCCUUCAAGACAAAACCCUGAGGAAUUCUCCAAAGAAUGAGGUUCUACACACAGAUAUCAUGAAAGGGUCGGGUGAGCCCCAACCAGAUCUCCAACUCAGUAAGAGUUUAGAAACAACAUUCAAAAACAUCUUGGAACUCAAAAAAUCUGGGAGGCACCUCCAAACUGAUAUGGCCGGCAGCGGUUCCAUCGAGUUAGAUUUCCCCAACUUUUCCCCUAUGGCAUCGCCAGAAAAUUGCCUGGAAAGGUUCAUGCCGGACCCCAGUGAAGGUGGUGUAGAAACUGACUCCAUUUUAGAAGCAGCUGUAAAUAGUAUCCUCGAGUGUUAAUAGAAACAGUCCCCUGGGCAAAUUAACGUUCUCUCCUAGCAAGAACGAAUGGAAAGCAUCCCCUAACUCCAGCCAGCCUGAUCUUUCAUCACAGGUCACCCUUUUAAACUCAAUCCUGUUCUGUGUUUGAGAGCAAUACUUGUCGUGGUUACAGGGAGAUAACCAGUAAAGCUCAUCUUUGUUAGAAAGCAGUCUCAUAGGCCCUACACAUCUCAAGUGUCAGGAUAGUGCUUAUGGCCGGUUUUUUUGUUUUGUUUUAUUUUAAAAGAAGAAAAAACACUGUAACUCAAUGAGAUCACAGUCCACUAGGCCCGAAGUAAAAUGCUGACAAUCACACAUCAUAUGAAAAAAAUACUUAUAAAAAAAAAUCAAACAAGACCAAUAGAAGCUGCUUUUGUUUUUAGUCCCAUCCAUAUCUCUGUUUGAGUUCUUUGCUUUUCGGGGGGGUAGAGAAAGGGAAACCCUACAACCUCACUCCCAGAGGCCCUCUUGAAGCAGUAGAUUUCUGGCUGAGAAUCCCUGAGCUUUGUGGGAAAAAAGUCUGCGCAGGAGCAGCAGGGCAUUGCAGGGCUCCCUCCGUCAUCGUCGUCGUCGUCGUCGUCGUCGUCAUCAUCAUCCAGCGCUUUUCUAGGGUGCCUGGAACAAAACUUCCUGCUUCAUGGUAUGUCUGUAGCUGGUGAAUUUCAUCUAAGUUGCACUCUGUCACGAUAGCAUGAUUUGACUGAAUAAUGUGAGGCUAAGUAGACUGAAAAAUCUUAAGUGCAAAGUGUACAGGGGAGGGAGGCCAUGAUAGAGCCAUGAAUAUUAUAUAUGUGUAUAUAUAUAAAUGCAUAUAUAUGUUAACUAUUGAGAAAAAAGUUUUGCAUUUUAUAAUUGGAUAUAACCUAAAUCUUUAUGAUGUGGUAUGUUUUUGUUUGAGUUUUUUUUAUUUUGUUUUUAAAACCAACCCUAUCCCUAUCCCCCUCCAAGUGUCAAAAUGCACUUUCAUUUGAAAACAGUGUUAUAAUUUUUUAGUUUAUAUUUUGAGGGGACUUUAGCCUUGUUUAUGAUUGUUGCUGUCAAAAAUUACUGGUUGCCCCUAGUAGCAAUUACAAUUACCAAAACACAAACAGACCAAAGUGAACCAGCUCAAUCCACUGUUGAAAGAUCUAAAAAAUAAGUAAUUCCCAGUUAUAGAGCCAAAGGAUGCCCUUUGAUGGUUUGUAUUGGCCAGUGUUCAUGUUGAUGAUGAUAAGACUCUUCUUGCUUUAUUUAUUUAUUUUCUUCUUCUAGCUUGUUCAUUUUUCUCAUUUCCCUUCCCCAGAGCAUGCCACUUUUGUUAUUUUUGUCUUUGAUGCUGUUGUACCUAUCAGUUUUUCAACUGUUGCUGAAACAGCUGUAUGAAAAAAUGCUCACAUAUAUAUAAUAUAAACACAUACACGCAUAUAUGUAUAUAUGCUUGUUCAGAACCGGAGACCUUUCAUGAUGACAGCAGUGUGCUCUCCCUCUUCUCUCUCUCCUCUUUCUUUCCUUCCUAAUGACUGUUGUUUUCUCUCUUUACAUGCGCAUCCUCUAGCCUUCGCUUUAUCAUUUGUUGCCAAGAUCCCAGACCUGCCCUCUGUUCUCACUAGGGCAGAGGCAGCCCAUUAUUCUCCUACUGGGCAUUUAUCAUUUAGAGUGACCUGAAAGAGAAAGGAGGGCCUCUGACCAUGUUAAAAGCGCUGCAGCCCGUACUUCAUGGAAGAGAGUAACUGCUUCUCUCCUCUUACCUUCUCUUCUCCUCCACUUUAACUAGCCUGUGAUAAAGGUAGUGGUCCUCAUAGACUCAAUGGGCCAUUCUCCCCCUGCCCCCCAGCCCCGCUACAUAACCAGAAAUCGGAAGAUCUAGGUUGUUUAGGGAUUGCCAUUUUUUAAUCAUUUGUGCCAAUAUCCAGGAUGUGAAUUGUCACAGCUCAACAUUCCCCAGACCUCACCAAUGUAACAUAUUAGACUGAGUUGGUAUAUUGCCAGUUUGAAAUUUCUGUUUGGGCACCAUUCUCUUAAGAUCCCCCUCUCACAUCACCUCACUCCAAGCCUCCAACUUCUCCAACUCCUCUUCGGAAUUAGGCUACCUUCGUUUCCAGCAGGACUCUUAAUGAUGAGCUGGCAUAUCAGACUCCACUCUUUACUGUGGGGCCCCUCUAUAGAAGCCAGUAAAGUAGGCUUGCCAAAAGUUCCUAGGAAUCAGUAGCAUUCUUAGAGUUAAGCCUUCUUAUGGGACUCUAUACCCAUGAACCACUUUCCUUCUUCUCUUAAUCACAACCCCCAUGCCACCCUGACCCCAGCUGCUCCAUAUUUUUUCUUUUAUAGGGUUUAAGAGCCCUAAUAUUUGUCUAGCAGAUGGAGAGCUUAAUUUACCAAAAUGAAACUUGUAAAUUUUUGUGUCCUAUGUGUAAGUUUACUUUUUAUGGACGAUGGAUUCCUGAUAAUGACGAAGAUUACAAAGUGUAUUUUACUCUUGUCGGAUUA
Molecule: messenger RNA, 5739 nt
Organism: Gracilinanus agilis (Agile Gracile Mouse Opossum)
Lineage: Eukaryota; Metazoa; Chordata; Mammalia; Didelphimorphia; Didelphidae
Gene: BICRAL
Product: BICRA like chromatin remodeling complex associated protein
Exons: 11
Coding region: 1-3252 (1083 amino acids)
Biological process (GO): positive regulation of DNA-templated transcription
Cellular component (GO): SWI/SNF complex
Source: RefSeq, a predicted model, not a curated record